AUGCAAUCAUCACCUAACACGAUUGUUUCUGGAAAUUCAUUUCCUGUUUUAUGGCUUUCAAAGUCAUUAUCUGUGGUUGUUGGGAUUAAAGUGGCAUUCUCUGCAGAAAAUGUUAUUCUAUAUCAAUCUAUAAUGUUUUCUUUAAUCGAUUACACAUCACACAUCUUGUUCAGCAUAGGAAAAUAUCAACUUGUUCACGCUUUUUCCAUUGAUAAAGAAGCUGAGAUGCCAUGUGAAGCGAUCUCUAAUCAUUUGAUUAGCCAUGAAGAAAAUCAUUUGCUUUCAUCUUCUCAGGACUCUCCCAAGCUUCUGGCAUUGAAAUGUUUAACCUUUAUGGCUCAGAAUGUGAAAGAGCAUAUACAGACCUGGCUUGUUUCCAUUCACAAUACCCCUGGUAAUGUCAAUGUGGGAUUUGGUCUUACUUAUGAAAACAUCAUUAAAUUGUCCUCCUCAAUUUGUUGCUUUGGUAGAGUUUUGUGGGGCCUCACAUCUUCCACUAGUGAAACAGAUGCUAACGAUAGGGAAGAAAAAGAAAUGUUGAUGUGGAAAAGUGAGCAUACCUCUGAACUAAAUAGUUGUAUAGCUUCUCUCGCACAACUUUCUGAUGUUUUUGUAAACAAAUUUCUUGUUGAGAGUAAUCAACUUUCCGAAAGUUCACACAAUACACAGUGUUCUGAAGAGCCAGCCAUCAAGUUAUCUUUGUCAAGUACCGAUAAUUUGUCACCUAUAUUCUCAUUUAAGGAUAAUAGCUCUGCUGGUACACAAAAUGAAUGUAAAGCUGCAGCUACUUGCUUUACUUUAUCAGCAGUUGAUAAUGUCUCCAAAAGUGUUGAUGAUCUUGGAAGAGCUUUGAUUGCAAAAGGUGAAGACUCUAUUGCCAGGGUUUUGGCCCAGAUGGAUUCCUUUGAGCCACAGGGUCUGAAUAAACCUUUGUUGCGAAGUUUGGUAAAAGGUGAUCACCCUGAAAUAGCUUUUUUGCUAAGACACCUGCUAAUUGCAUUUUCAUCUCUUUUGAGGUUAAAUUUGCAGAAGAAUGAUUGUGUCUUACAUUCUAGUUUCAUACCUUCUUUCAUCAAAAUUUCACAAAUCCUAUUUUUAGAAUUUGCUGAGUUGGUUGUGGUCCCACAACAGUCUGCUUUGCUUUUGUUAGACGGUGCUCACAGCUAUUUGAGAGAAUUAGCGGGUUAUUUUUCUUUCACUGAUCCUGCCUCCUCUAGAAAAGUUUACGCAGAAUUGAUACAGAUUCACAUGAGGGCAAUAGGAAAGACCAUUUUUUUGCAACGAAAAAGGGAAGCACUAAACUUUCAGGGAAGACAAUCAAGUAACAAGCAACUUCAUAAUGGAUCAGUUGAAGCUUAUUCUUGUACUGAAUUGCACUGCUUUGCCUUGGAUGAAUUUAAAACCAGGCUGAGGAAGUCAUUCAAAGCAUAUAUAGAGAGGCCAUCUCAGUUGCAUCUUUUGUCUACUGUACAGGUCAUUGAGAGAUCUCUAGUUGGUGUUCAAGAAGGAUGUACUGUGAUUUAUGAUUUAAAAACAAGUAAAGAUGGGGGGGAAAUUUUAUCAGUUGUGGCAGGUGGCAUUGAUUGCUUUCGGAUGAUUCUUGAAUUUGUUUCAGGUCGGAAAAGCUUGAAGAUGAUUAAAAAACACAGUCAGGGUUUAGUAUCUGCUGUUUUCAACAUUGUUGUGCAUUUACAGAGCCUGCGUACAUUUUAUGAUAACUUGGCAUCUGGAACAGUUGCCAAUACUCCUGAUCCAGGGUCAGCCAUUCUCAUGGGUGUUGAAGUACUGGUUAUAGUUUCAAGAAAACAUUCUCAAUUCCCAAUGGAUGUAUGGCAUGUGGGUUACAUGUUACAUAUCCCUGCAGUACUAUUUGAGAAGUUCGGUGAGCUUAGAGUUACUAAAGCUUCUGGUCCAUCAGAAGCAUUGAUAAUUUCGGAAGAGCAUAUUUGUGAUCCAGUAAAGAGAGUGGAUUUGUGUCACGUUGAUCAGCAGUUCUUACUUAACCUUUUCAUUGUGUGUUGUCAACUAUUGUGUACCAUCAUUAUGCAUCGUCCAAGUGAAUGCAAACAGUGUGUUGCCCAUCUUGAAGCUUCUGUUGCUGUUCUUCUCAAUUGCUUGGAGACAGAUUUAGAUGAUGAAUCAAGAAUGAAUAAAGGUUCCUUUUCUUCAAAAGAGGAACUGAAAUGUGCUUGUUUUCUUCGAAGAAUUUAUGAAGAGAUAGAACAGAAAAAAGAUAUCUUUAGUCGUCAAUGUUCUCUUUUUUUAUCCAGUUACAUUUGGGUUUAUUCUGGAUAUGGUCCCAAGAGAAGUGGCAUCAGAAGGGAAGUAGAAGAAGCUCUAAGACCGGGUGUCUAUGCUUUAAUUGAUGCUUGUUCAGUUGAUGAUCUUCAAUAUCUUCAUACUGUUUUUGGAGAGGGACCUUGUAGAAAUACCUUGGCAAGUCUUCUGCAUGAUCGCAAACUCACCAAAUUUGAGGGAAAAGUUUGA
Messenger RNA from Sphenostylis stenocarpa, 2487 nucleotides. The record is from the annotation of a GenBank genome assembly. NCBI's taxonomy places the organism in Eukaryota, Viridiplantae, Streptophyta, Magnoliopsida, Fabales, Fabaceae.